GGGUUCGAGCUUGUGUUCCCCCGGAAGGGUGAGUCUGGAUGCGGGCGCGGAAGGGGCGCGGCCGGAGGUCCUCAGGAAGGAGGCUCGGGGACUGGCUGCGCUUGACAGGCUGCACUUGGAUGGGAGCACCUGGUGCUUCGGGACUGCUCCGAUGCCUGCUGAGCCGCCUGCCGGGAGCAUGCCUCUGCGCCACUGGGGGACGGCCAGGGGCAGCAAGCCUGUUGGGGAUGGAGCCCAGCCCAUGGCUGCCAUGGGGGGCCUGAAGGUGCUUCUGCACUGGGCUGGUCCAGGCGGUGGGGAGCCCUGGGUCACUUUCAGUGAGUCAUCGCUGACAGCUGAGGAAGUCUGCAUCCACAUUGCACAUAAAGUUGGUAUCACUCCUCCUUGUUUCAAUCUCUUCGCCCUCUUCGAUGCUCAAGCCCAAGUCUGGUUGCCCCCAAACCACAUCCUGGAGAUCCCCAGAGACGCAAGUCUGAUGCUAUAUUUCCGCAUAAGGUUUUAUUUCCGGAACUGGCAUGGCAUGAAUCCUCAGGAACCGGCUGUGUACCGUUGUGGGCCCCCAGGAACCGAGGCAUCUUCAGAUCACACAGCACAGGGGAUGCAACUCCUGGACCCAGCCUCAUUUGAGUACCUCUUUGAGCAGGGCAAGCAUGAGUUUGUGAAUGACGUGGCAUCACUGUGGGAGCUGUCGAGCGAGGAGGAGAUCCACCACUUUAAGAAUGAGAGCCUGGGCAUGGCCUUUCUGCACCUCUGUCACCUCGCUCUCCGCCAUGGCAUCCCCCUGGAGGAGGUGGCCAAGAAGACCAGCUUCAAGGACUGCAUCCCGCGCUCCUUCCGUCGGCAUAUCCGGCAGCACAGCGCCCUGACCCGGCUGCGCCUUCGGAACGUCUUCCGCAGGUUCCUGCGGGACUUCCAGCCGGGCCGACUCUCCCAGCAGAUGGUCAUGGUCAAAUACCUAGCCACACUCGAGCGGCUGGCACCCCGCUUUGGCACAGAGCGUGUGCCCGUGUGCCACCUGAGGCUGCUGGCCCAGGCUGAGGGGGAGCCCUGCUACAUCAGGGACAGUGGGGAGGCCCCUACAGACCCUGGCCCUGAGUCUGCUGCUGGGCCCCCAACCCACGAGGUGCUGGUGACAGGCACUGGUGGCAUCCAGUGGUGGCCAGUACAGGAGGAGGUGAACAAGGAGGAGGUGAGUAAGGCUUCUAGUGGUAGCAGUGGCAGGAACCUCCAAGCCAGCCUGUCUGGGAGGAAGGCCAAGGCUCACAAGGCAGUUGGCCAGCCGGCGGACAGGCCCCAGGAGCCACUGUGGGCCUACUUCUGCGACUUCCGGGACAUCACCCACGUGGUGCUGAAAGAGCGCAGUGUCAGCAUCCACCGGCAGGACAACAAGUGCCUGGAGCUGAGUCUGCCUUCCCGGGCUGCGGCGCUGUCCUUCGUGUCGCUGGUGGACGGCUAUUUCCGCCUGACGGCCGACUCCAGCCACUACCUGUGCCAUGAGGUGGCUCCCCCACGGCUGGUGAUGAGCAUCCGGGAUGGGAUCCACGGACCUCUGCUGGAGCCAUUUGUGCAGGCCAAGCUGCGGCCCGAGGACGGCCUGUAUCUCAUUCACUGGAGCACCAGCCACCCCUACCGCCUGAUCCUCACAGUGGCCCAGCGUAGCCAGGCACCAGACGGCAUGCAGAGCUUGCGGCUCCGGAAGUUCCCCAUAGAGCAGCAGAACGGGGCCUUCGUGCUGGAGGGCUGGGGCCGGUCCUUCCCCAGCGUUCGGGAACUUGGGGCUGCCUUGCAGGGCUGCUUGCUGAGGGCCGGGGAUGACUGCUUCUCUCUGCGUCGCUGUUGCCUGCCCCAACCAGGAGAAACCUCCAAUCUCAUCAUCAUGCGGGGGGCUCGGGCCAGCAGCGGGACAUUCAACCUCAGCCAGCUCAGCUUCCACCGGGUUGACCAGAAGGAGAUCACCCAGCUGUCCCACUUGGGCCAGGGCACAAGGACCAAUGUGUAUGAGGGCCGCCUGCGAGUGGAGGGCAGCGGGGACCCUGAGGAGGGCAAGAUGGAUGACGAGGACCCCCUCGUGCCUGGCAGGGACCGUGGGCAGGAGCUACGAGUGGUGCUCAAAGUGCUGGACCCUAGUCACCAUGACAUUGCCCUGGCCUUCUACGAGACAGCCAGCCUCAUGAGCCAGGUCUCCCACGCGCACCUGGCCUUCGUGCAUGGCGUCUGUGUGCGUGGUCCUGAAAAUAUCAUGGUGACAGAGUACGUGGAGCACGGACCCCUGGAUGUGUGGUUGCGGAGGGAGCGGGGCCAUGUGCCCAUGGCUUGGAAGAUGAUGGUGGCCCAGCAGCUGGCCAGUGCCCUCAGCUACCUGGAGAACAAGAACCUUGUUCAUGGUAAUGUGUGUGGCCGGAACAUCCUGCUGGCCCGGCUGGGGCUGGCAGAGGGCACCAGCCCCUUCAUCAAGCUGAGUGAUCCCGGCGUGGGCCUGGGCGCCCUCUCCAGGGAGGAGCGGGUGGACAGGAUCCCCUGGAUGGCCCCCGAAUGCCUACCAGGUGGGCCCAACAGCCUAAGCACCGCCAUGGACAAGUGGGGGUUUGGUGCCACCCUCCUGGAGAUCUGCUUUGACGGAGAGGCCCCUCUGCAGAGCCGCAACCCCUCCGAGAAGGAGCAUUUCUACCAGAGGCAGCACCGGCUGCCUGAGCCCUCCUGCCCAGAGCUGGCCACACUCACCAGCCAGUGUCUGACCUAUGAGCCAACCCAGAGGCCAUCAUUCCGCACCAUCCUGCGUGACCUCACCCGGCUGCAGCCCCACACUCUUCCAGAUCUUGCUGACAUCUUGACUGUGAACCCGGACUCACUGGCGUCAGACCCUACGGUUUUCCACAAGCGCUAUUUGAAAAAGAUCCGAGAUCUGGGCGAGGGUCACUUCGGCAAGGUCAGCUUGUACUGCUACGAUCCGACCAACGACGGCACUGGCGAGAUGGUGGCGGUGAAAGCCCUCAAGGCAGACUGCGGCCCCCAGCACCGCUUGGGCUGGAAGCAGGAGAUUGACAUUCUGCGCAAGCUCUAUCACGAGCACAUCGUCAAGUACAAGGGCUGCUGCGAGGACCAAGGCGAGAAGUCGCUGCAGCUGGUCAUGGAGUACGUGCCCCUGGGCAGCCUCCGAGACUACCUGCCCCGGCACAGCGUCGGGCUGGCCCAGCUGCUGCUCUUCGCCCAGCAGAUCUGCGAGGGCAUGGCCUAUCUGCACGCGCAGCACUACAUCCACCGAGACCUAGCCGCGCGCAACGUGCUUCUGGACAACGACAGGCUGGUCAAGAUCGGGGACUUUGGCCUAGCCAAAGCCGUGCCCGAAGGCCACGAGUACUACCGCGUGCGCGAGGAUGGGGACAGCCCCGUGUUCUGGUAUGCCCCAGAGUGCCUGAAGGAGUAUAAGUUCUACUAUGCGUCCGAUGUCUGGUCGUUCGGGGUGACCCUGUAUGAGCUGCUGACGCACUGUGACUCCAGCCAGAGCCCCCCUACGAAAUUCCUUGAGCUCAUAGGCGUUGCUCAGGGUCAGAUGACAGUUCUGAGACUCACCGAGUUGCUGGAACGAGGGGAGAGGCUGCCACGGCCCAACAAAUGUCCCUGUGAGGUCUAUCAUCUCAUGAAGAACUGCUGGGAGACAGAGGCGUCCUUCCGCCCAACCUUUGAGAACCUCAUACCCAUCCUGAAGACAGUCCAUGAGAAGUACCAAGGCCAGGCUCCUUCAGUGUUCAGCGUGUGCUGAGGCACAAUGACAGCCCUGCCUGGGAGGAUUGGACCAGGCAGUGGCUGCAGAGGGAGCCUCCUGCUCCCUGCCCCAGGAUGAAACCAAGAGGGGGAUGUCAGCCACACCCACACCGUGUGCCUUACUCCUGUCUGGAGACCCCACCUCUGUGAACUUACUUUUCUUCCAUGGCCGUGAGCCUAACCAUGAUCUUGAGGGACCCAACAUUUGUAGGGGCACUAAUCCGGCCCUUAAAUCCCCCAGCUUCCAGACUUGAGGCCCACCAUCUCCACUAUCUGGUAAUAAACUCCUGUUUUCUCUGCUGGA
Molecule: messenger RNA, 4066 nt
Organism: Symphalangus syndactylus (siamang)
Lineage: Eukaryota; Metazoa; Chordata; Mammalia; Primates; Hylobatidae
Gene: TYK2
Product: tyrosine kinase 2
Biological process (GO): protein phosphorylation; intracellular signal transduction; cytokine-mediated signaling pathway
Cellular component (GO): cytosol; membrane; cytoskeleton
Molecular function (GO): ATP binding; growth hormone receptor binding; non-membrane spanning protein tyrosine kinase activity
Source: RefSeq, a predicted model, not a curated record